GGAGAAUGGGGAGGUAACUGUCGGUCAUCGGCUGUCGCCGUUGUGUUUGGGUUCGGCAAGCGCGCGGGGAAGUGUCACAUGAGGAAGAUCUGCCACUGACACUCCUCCUCUCUUGCACACAAGAGCCUGGGAUUGCGUUCUUUUCCGUUAAUCAAACUUUGAGCACCGGUGCUUGUCCCUUUACACAUUCCACAGCCUGCUGCUCUCGGUUCACUCGGUACACUUUUGGGGUUCUCCUCACUAUCCAAGUUCAAGUAGCCGGGAUAGCCGUCCUCUGAGCCUCACCAUGAAUCUCAAAGACAACAUCCAGUCAGUUGCUUUCUUCCCUCUACACCUGAUCAUAUGGUUAUACACACUCCUCACGUUUAUACCAUGGUACUUGAUCACUGGGGCCAGAAAAAAGCAAGCCGUGGCAAGACGGGUGAAGGCCAGGUCAAUGUCUGGCCUGGCUGAGGGACCGUACCGCUCGGUGGAUUGCUUUGGCUCCUUGGCCACCAUAGACUUCCCUGGGAAAGACACCCUGGACAAGCUGUUCGAGUUGGCCGUGCAGCGUUUUGGCACCGCCGACUGCCUGGGAACCCGGGAGCUGCUGAGCGAGGAGAACGAGGUUCAACCCAACGGCAAGAUCUUCAAGAAGCUCAUCUUGGGUCAGUACAAAUGGCUCAGCUACCAGGAGGUGGACGUGGCAGCGAAACACCUGGGCAGCGGGCUGGCGGCCCUCGGCCAGAAGCCCAGGAACACCAUCGCCAUCUUCUGUGAGACUCGGGCUGAGUGGAUGAUCAGUGCCCAGGCCUGCUUCAGGCACAACUUCCCAUUGGUGACUCUGUACGCAACCUUGGGAGAGGAUGCUGUGGCCUAUGGACUCAACGAAUGCGGAGUCACCCAUCUCAUCACCAGCGUGGAGCUGCUGGAAACCAGACUGAAGAACGUGUUGUCUGGGAUUCGGAACCUGAAGCACAUCAUCUACGUGGAUCCGAAGCGGUCGAGUUUGAGAGGCUACCCCGAGGGUCUGCGGAUCCACAGCAUGCACGAGGUUCAGGAGCUGGGGGCCAAACCGGAAAACUUGAAUGCAGAGGCGCAGCGGCCCUCGCCUUCGGACCUCGCGGUCGUCAUGUACACCAGCGGCUCCACUGACAAGCCCAAGGGCGUCCUGAUGAUGCACAGCAACCUCAUCGCGGGCAUGGCCGGCCAGUGUGCGAGGAUCCCAGGCCUGGGGCCGAAGGACACGUACAUCGGCUACCUCCCGCUGGCCCACGUCUUGGAGAUGACGGCAGAGAUCUCUUGUGUGACGUAUGGUUGCCGGAUCGGCUACUCCUCUCCUCAGACGCUCUCGGACCAGUCUACAAAGAUAAAGAAGGGAAGCAAAGGGGACUGCUCUGUGCUGAAGCCCACCCUGAUGGCAGCCGUGCCGGAGAUCAUGGACCGCAUCUACAAGAACGUCAUGAGCAAGGUCCAGGAGAUGGGCUACCUCCGGAGGACGCUCUUUCAGCUCGGCUACGACUACAAACUGGCGCAAGUGAAGAAGGGCUACGAUGCGCCGCUGUGCAAUCUGCUGCUGUUCAAGAAGGUGAGGGCACUGCUGGGGGGCAACGUCCGCAUGAUGCUCUCUGGGGGGGCCCCCCUGUCCUCUGCCACGCAGCGUUUCAUGAACGUGUGCUUCUGCUGCCCGGUGGGCCAGGGCUACGGGCUGACGGAGACGUGCGGCGCGGGCACCAUCACGGAGGUGGCAGACUACAGCACAGGGAGAGUUGGCGCACCCCUCGUCUGCUGCGAGAUCAAACUCCGGGAUCUGGCUGAUGGCAGCUACACCACAAAGGACCAACCCAAUCCCCGCGGGGAGAUCCUCAUCGGGGGUCCCAACGUCACCGUGGGCUACUAUCGGAGUGACGGUGAUAUCAACAAGGACUUCUUUGUAGAUGAGGAUGGCCAGCGCUGGUUCUGCACGGGGGAUGUGGGCGAGAUCCACCCAGAUGGAUGUCUCCAAAUUGUAGAUCGAAAGAAGGACCUUGUGAAGCUUCAAGCUGGAGAGUACGUCUCUCUGGGGAAGGUGGAGUCUGCUCUGAAGAGCUGUUCGCUCAUCGACAACAUCUGUGUCUACGCCAACAGUGACCAGAACUAUGUGAUCAGCUUUGUUGUUGCCAAUAAGAAGAAGCUGAUGGACCUUGCCAGUGACAAGGGAAUUCAAGGGAGCUGGGAGGAGAUCUGCAACCACCCCGCCAUCGAGACAGCAGUGCUGACAGAGAUCAGAGAGGUUGCCAAGUCAAAGAAACUGCAGCGCUUCGAGAUCCCAGUCAAAGUGCGUCUGAGUUCAGAACCCUGGACUCCGGAGACGGGCCUGGUCACUGAUGCCUAUAAACUGAAGAGGAAGGAGCUGAAGAACCACUACCUGCACGACAUAGAGAGAAUGUAUGGGAGAAAGUAGGGGCCCUGUGUACAUCUGAGUCAAAUACAACGUUAAAUGGAUGUUGUUUAGAUGCUUGUAUUGGUGACCCAUCCGGCCCCACAGUAGGGACCAUGCGGAAGCUUUGUAGUCGUAGCCUUGUAGAGUAAAAUACAGAGCUUAAAGUCUUGUGUCGGGGGACUGUACAUAAGCGUCCAAAAGGGUCUCUGUCAACAACAAUCACAAGCAUCCUUUGCAGAGAAAAAGCGCUAUUAGUUGAGUGAACACCCAUCCCAUUCUGUACACUGUAAACACUGCGCUUGUGCGUAACAUGAGGGAGGGAAGGGGGGAGGGGCGGAGUUACUGAUGAUGGAGGGGAAAAGCGGUCAAAUGUAGAGCAUCCCAGCCUCCUGGCUGCGGGAUGCUGUCGGUGGCGUGACGCACGCGUGCUGUGCCUUGUGUAAAAAGUGUCGAGCGCCGUCGCCGUGACACGACACCCCGUGGUCAGUAGGCGCAUUUCCGGAGCUGGUGCAAACGCUCAACUCGCAAGAAGCGAGUCAUAUUUUUAACGUCCCUAUUGUGUAAGUUGAAAAGCGCAGUAAUUUAGGUGGGUCCAUAGCAGGUACAGGUGUGUGUGGAUGUAUAUGAAAAGUAUGCUGUUGCCGGUCACGAGCCACACCUGCAUCGUGGGUAGAGUACCACACUCCUCCCGCACUUACUGUGGCGAAUGAUCAGUGUUUCGUUUGUGUUAUUCUUCCAGGUUCGCAUGCUUAAUAAUUACCUUUUCUACUUUAGUUUGUGUUGUACUUCAGUUUCUGAUUGCAAAUUCAUCUCUGCUGUGUGCCACAUUUGUUUGUUAGUUAUAUGUUCAGCUGAUGCUUUUCUAUGUUACCUACAAGUGUUCACUCAUUUUAUACAGCUUUUUUUUUUUUAUUAUUAUUGGAGGAAUUCAACCUUUAAUCAAGGGUACUAGAGCUUGAGGUGGGAAUUGAACCUGCAACCUUUGGGUCCAAAGGCACUAGGCUACCAGUUGUUUUAGUGUUAAUAAAAUUAAUGUUUUAUUGAUGUCAACCAAUUUUUCUCCCCACUGACUGCCCAGAAAUAACAAAUUCUGAGAAAUUCUGACUUUGAAUACAUCUUGUUCACCUUGGCGCAGUCAUUCUUUGCACAAGAAGUUACAGUGAUGGUGCAGUCACAAAGUUUAGAACGUGAAAGGCUGUUUAAACACUAGAAGUCAUGCCUGGUGUGUAUUUCUGUCACUAAUGGAAAAGCACAAAUCUGAAAGAGACAUUUUUUGCUGUUUGUCUUUCUAGGUGAACAUUAAAGGACAGAAGUUUAUUAAUCUGAUAAGGUAUUUCAGAAAUGUUUUAUUUAAUUCCAUCCUCGGCCAUAUCCGAUGCAUAACUGAGGCUCUGUGUGCCAUCUGACGCGUUUAGAAUCUUUUGACCAUGUGAUCGGUGCAGUUUGAAUGGAAAAAUUAAGAUGUUUUAUGAAGUUAUUAGUCUAGGACCCAGUAACUAGAAUGAAGUUGGUGGAAGUCUUUUGGAAGCACAUGAUGGAACAUUAAGGGCAUUUUGAACUUGCACAGCCCAAAUUGUGAGAGGUGUGGGGAGAAACGAGAACAGCAGCGCUCCAUUGUGCACUGUAGUAACAUUAAUACCUUUGUCACAGAUUUCACUGCUUUUUAAAAAGGGUCAGCAGAAGGGACCAGGAGUUAGGUCAGCUGCGAUACGGUGUCCAGUAGAGGCCAUGUAGCAGACUGAUGCUCCUGUUAGAAAGGAUGAAUAACGGUGCGGAGUGAUGCUGGAAAGAGUUGCCCCUCAACUGCUGCUCAUCAGGGGAGGGUUUUGCUCUCAAUCACCUUCAUUUGAAGAUCAUAUUGUAGCUCUUUCCCCAUUUGGUUUAUGUAUUUAUUUAAACAUGUUGACAGGCACAGCAGCUCAACAGCCUCGUUUGUGUCCAACGCAACGGUCCUUGCGUUUUCACUCGGAGGUGGUGUUUUGUUUCAUUAGUCCUCAGGGUUCAGAACGUGUGCCAAACGUUGUCAGUGGAGUUGUGGGAACAACAUCAUAGUUUGUUAUUCAAUCAUUUAAAUUGUCUUUGAAUAUUGUUAUUUAUUACAUUUUAUGGCUUUCAUGUAUUAUGAUAUUGCUAUACUGUACUCUUGGGUAUUGCACAUUCC
Molecule: messenger RNA, 4562 nt
Organism: Scleropages formosus (Asian bonytongue)
Lineage: Eukaryota; Metazoa; Chordata; Actinopteri; Osteoglossiformes; Osteoglossidae
Gene: acsl4a
Product: acyl-CoA synthetase long chain family member 4a
Exons: 16
Coding region: 287-2422 (711 amino acids)
Biological process (GO): long-chain fatty acid metabolic process; neuron differentiation; long-chain fatty-acyl-CoA metabolic process
Cellular component (GO): plasma membrane; lipid droplet; endoplasmic reticulum
Molecular function (GO): arachidonate-CoA ligase activity
Source: RefSeq, a predicted model, not a curated record